Molecule: messenger RNA, 528 nt
Organism: Mesorhabditis belari
Lineage: Eukaryota; Metazoa; Nematoda; Chromadorea; Rhabditida; Rhabditidae
Source: the annotation of a GenBank genome assembly
AUGUCUGACGUUGCGAUCAUUACUUGUGCAAGGCGUGCUCGGGAAUUGUCAUUAACAGCGAUGGCUCAACUGGCUGCUCGAAUUGGGAUUGCUACCGCGCAACAAACAAAGAAACGUCUUCAUUCAUGUUGUCGGGCCUUGACAAAAAUGUUGUCAAAGCAAGAGAUUGAAGCAGACGUGCGCAUGGGGAUUCAGGAAAACUCGAAACGAGCGACCAAGAAGCUCAUCUCUCUUACCGGAUCCGAAAAGCGGAAGACUCGAACUCCUAAGCCUUCGAUUCAAAUUCGCUUGGCCGUCAUAGAUCAUGGACCGCGAGACAGUUUGAAGAUCAAGCACAUUGCGAUCCCAGGAAUUCCUUCUACCACAAUUAAAGAAAUUGUCGAUCAACUGGGGGAUCCUAUGGUUAAACGUGGUCGUCUUUUUGUGAUGAAGCGCAUCGAGAAGAAGUUUGAGUUGUUGUUCAGCGCGCCGUUCAAAGAAUUUCAGAAAAAGCGUCUCGAUGAGAAGUUUGAUGGGCAAUCAAUCUCG